AUGGCGCACGCGGAGUGGGACCUGUGGGGCCGCCUGGAGAAGAUAGUUCAGGACGGCAGUUACAUGUCCGCAAACGAGGAGUUCACGGCCCUGAAGGGCUUGGUCCAGAGAGCCGAUGCCUCCGAGCUCUCCGCGCAGCUGGCGAGAGCACCCUUGGCCUGGGAGUUCCUGCUGACCUUCGGAGCAAAGAAGCCCUUCUACAGGUCGCACCUCUGCCAAGUGGUCGAGGCCUUGCUGGCGCAGCCCAGAUGGCGGGAGGUGUAUGCCAGCAGCCAGGAGCUGCAAGAGAAGGCAGCCGAUCCCGCGCUUCACGCGGACAUCAAGAAGGCCUUGGCUGCAGUGCCCGCUGCACCUGCCUCCGUGGCCGCCAGCAAGAAGGCGGAGAAGCCACGAUCAGGUGGUCCGAGCAAAGAUGUGGAGUGGCCGAGCUGGGAAGUGCUCCAGGAGGUGGUACAAAAGGAGACCUUCAUGGCUGCCAACGAGGAGUUUCGGGUUCUGAGGCUAGCUGUGCUUGCGGCAGAUCCCGUGCAACUGGCCAGUCAGGUGGCGCACGCACCAAUGGUGUGGGAGUUCAUCGCCGGGUUCGCCGCGAAAAAGUCGCACUUCAGGUCCCAGGUGGUGGAAGUGACCAGCGCUUUGCGGAAGGAACGCGGCUGGGAUGAAGCCCUCGAGGCUGCCCAGCCUUCCCUGCGCAGCCGCAUCAACGAGUUACCUGAAGCGGCUUCAGCCGUGCGCGGGCAACUGAGUCGUGCCGACCAGUCUCCCGCAGCUUCUGGCGGAGACUCCAGUCUCGGCGAUGUCGGCGAGGAGGAGCACCAGACCCCCUACACAAGUCCUGAUUUCCAGUCCCUGGAGGAAAGGUGCCAGCUGCGGGAGUCUUGGGGCUUGGGGCUCGGGGCUCCGGGGUAG
Messenger RNA from Symbiodinium sp. CCMP2456, 909 nucleotides. NCBI's taxonomy places the organism in Eukaryota, Dinophyceae, Suessiales, Symbiodiniaceae. The record is from the annotation of a GenBank genome assembly.